This is a messenger RNA of Bicyclus anynana (squinting bush brown), 2072 nucleotides long. RefSeq names its product fatty-acid amide hydrolase 2-B. The coding region runs from base 53 to 1894 and encodes 613 amino acids. Lineage: Eukaryota; Metazoa; Arthropoda; Insecta; Lepidoptera; Nymphalidae. The record is from RefSeq and is a predicted model, not a curated record. The transcript is spliced from 9 exons.
UUAAGUGAAUUAGUGAUGUAAAAUCUAGCUAUUAAACGUACAUUCGUGUAUAAUGAAGAACUCGAUAUUAAAUUUGUGUUUAUCGUGUCUAAACGCCGGUCUGUACAUUUUUACUCGUUUGUUUUUGAUGGUUCUAAGUGCUAGUGUGUAUCAAGGAUUUGUACUGGCUGAAGUUUUGUUAAACAAUUCACAUGUGUGGUACCCGAAAUGGAUGGCAAAUUUUUUGGAAAACGUUCACUAUGUUUUUUCGCAAAUAGGUGUUAUUUUGCUGAGAAGAAUAUCUGUGAAGGUCGUCAUGUUGAACGUGUUCAUGCGGUGGUUCCUGAAGUUCCUGGUGUCUCUGCUGUCGAUAGUAGUCUGGCCGGUCACUAUCCUGCUGAACAUCAAACGGAACAGAAAAUGUCCGCCGCCUAGGAAUCCAAUACUGUUCAAAUCCGCCACAACAUUGGCUAUGAUGAUCAGGAAUCGACAGAUCACAUCCGAAGAGCUCGUGGAAGCUUACAUCGAACGAUGUAAAGAAGUAAAUCCGUACUUAAACGCAGUGGUCGAACCUCGAUACGACAUGGCGUUGAGGGAAGCGAGGUGUAUAGACAAAAUGAUCGCAUCAAAUGAUCGCACCCCAGAAGAACUUGCCAAAGAAUAUCCUCUACUGGGUCUACCCAUGACCGUGAAAGAAAGUAUAGCACUUGAAGGCAUGAGCAACGACUGCGGUACCGUCUACCCUUACAGGAAUCCCGCUAAGAAAGACGCGGACAUAGUUCGCUUGGCCAGGGCGGCUGGUGCCGUGCCCAUAGCUGUGACCAAUACGCCGCAGCUGUGUAUGAACUGGGAGACGUACAACAACGUCACUGGCCUGACUAUGAACCCGUAUGACCAGAAACGGACAACCGGCGGCUCUUCUGGUGGAGAAUCAGCGUUAAUUGCAUCAGCAGCCUCACUUAUGGGCGUGGGAUCUGACAUUGCAGGGUCGCUUCGACUGCCGCCAAUGUUCAACGGGAUCUUUGGACACAAACCCACACCAAAGCUUCUUUCUAUACAAGGUCACAUACCAGAUUGCUUAGAUCCAGAAUUUGAGGAGUUCUUUGCCCUAGGGCCCAUAACAAGAUAUGCGGAAGAUUUAACUUUACUUCUUAAAGUUUUACGACAACCCAAUGGGCCUGACGUACCAUUGGACAAACCGGUGGAUAUCACGCGCCUGAAGUUUUACUACAUGGAAGGUGACGGCAGUAGCGUCACAAACACAAUAGGUUCAGAUGUAAGGAAAGCGCUCGACAAAGCCAAAGCUUACAUACAAUCUACGUACAAUAUUGAAGUGAAACAGUUGAAGAUCGCGAACAUAGAACACAUGUGGGAGAUAAGCGUCCGAGUUCUCUUCAACAUUGAGAACGUCCGUAACAUCUACACAGAUCCGCAAGUACGGGACCAGUGGAUCUCCGUAUGGCCCGACGUUCUGAAGAAAAUGGCCGGCCUGUCGAACCAUUCGUUGACGAGUGUCGCCUACGGCCCAGUGAAGAAGUUCUUCGACGCUUUGCCAAAAAGCUAUUACAAUAAUCUGCUACGAAUAUUCGAGGAGAUCAAAUCUGAUUUCAAUGAAGUGCUAUCUGACGAUGCAGUAUUGUUCUUCCCAACGUUUCCAUAUCCAGCUCAUCUGCACUACAGAAUAUUUUACAAGUUCCUCAACUGCGGGUACUUGACAAUUUUCAACGCGUUAGGCCUACCCGCUACCGCCUGUCCCCUGGGACUCACUGAGAAAGGAUUACCAGUGGGCAUACAGAUUGUCGCAAACAAAUGCAAUGACCACUUAACGAUAGCUGUAGCUAAGGAAUUCGAGAAAGCUUUCGGUGGGUGGUCACCGCCGAAUAAAGAACUUUUAAACUGUAUUAAGACUGCAUAGAAACAAAGAGACUAGAGUAUACUAAGUAAAGGCGAAUUUACCAAGGAAUAAAAAGUGAUCGAUACUCAUUCGAGAGAGAACUUGUACAUAGAGUUAGGGAUAACACUUAAGUAUUUUAAUAAAUGUGUAAAUUAGUGUGUACAUACAGGAAAUUUUUAAAAUAAAUAUUUAAGAUUUA